Branchiostoma floridae (Florida lancelet) is the source of this 484-nucleotide messenger RNA. RefSeq names its product chondroitin sulfate glucuronyltransferase-like. The transcript has 2 exons. Bases 43 to 468 code for a protein of 141 amino acids. Lineage: Eukaryota; Metazoa; Chordata; Leptocardii; Amphioxiformes; Branchiostomatidae. The record is from RefSeq and is a predicted model, not a curated record.
AGCGCCUUCUUUCUUCAAGACGACUUGAGAGAGGAAGCUAAGAUGCGUCGCCAGCCGUCCAUGCUGUACUUACGGCCGUUCAUGCCCCUGAUCGUGGGUUUAUCGCUGGGGUUUACUCUAUGCCUGGUGUGCCUGCCCCUACUAGAGGAAGGCUGCACGUCUGAAGGGUCUGUAGACCAGGUGGCACGGCUGAGGAAACCCAACUCCGUACAGGAGACGCAGGACGUCUUACAGAACUAUAAUGAUGACGACUUCGAGCCCAGGAUCAUCACGAACCCGAAGCCGGCAAAGUCUGGCGGGAAGCAGCCGUUCCGAGCGCGAUACAUCAGCACGGAGCUCGGCAUCCGGGAGAAGCUCGUCGUGGGCGUGAUCACCUCGCGGGAAACUCUGGACACCGUUGCCGUGGCGCUGAACAAGACGCUGGCUCAUUACAUCCACAAACUGCUGUACUUCACUGGAACAAGGUAGGCUGUAUGGGGGUGUA